Achroia grisella is the source of this 340-nucleotide messenger RNA. Its product is annotated as vitelline membrane protein Vm26Ab-like. The record is from RefSeq and is a predicted model, not a curated record. NCBI's taxonomy places the organism in Eukaryota, Metazoa, Arthropoda, Insecta, Lepidoptera, Pyralidae. The coding region runs from base 52 to 285 and encodes 77 amino acids. The transcript is spliced from 2 exons.
UACCAUUGUAGUCACUUGUUUCUUCUGAAACCUUCUAAACCAGUAAACAACAUGUUCAAGCUGUUCGUCUUCGCCUGCUUCCUGGCCCUCGCUGCCGCCAAACCUGGAGUACUAGCGCCGGUGGCGUACACCGCUCCCGUAGCGGCGGCGUACACCGCGCCCGUGGCGGCCGCGUACACAGCACCCCUUGCGUACUCUGCGUACUCCGCAUACACCGCCCCUGUUGCUGCGUACUCGGCGUACAGCUAUGCCUCACCAUACGCCGCGUACUACCUACGUCGCUAAAAUCACAAAUCUUUAAACGUGUUGUCAAUUCCGAACAAUAAAUUAUUAUUAAUCA